Schizosaccharomyces osmophilus is the source of this 3042-nucleotide messenger RNA. It is a transcript of the gene ptr3, whose product is annotated as ubiquitin activating enzyme E1. The coding region runs from base 1 to 3042 and encodes 1013 amino acids. NCBI's taxonomy places the organism in Eukaryota, Fungi, Ascomycota, Schizosaccharomycetes, Schizosaccharomycetales, Schizosaccharomycetaceae. The transcript has 2 exons. Gene Ontology annotation, molecular function: SUMO activating enzyme activity. The record is from RefSeq and is a predicted model, not a curated record. Gene Ontology annotation, cellular component: cytoplasm; SUMO activating enzyme complex. Gene Ontology annotation, biological process: protein sumoylation.
AUGAGUAAUAAAAUGAAUAUUGACCAAACGGGGUCAGGCACCAUUGAUGAGGGAUUAUACUCCCGACAACUUUAUGUUUUGGGCCACGAAGCCAUGAAGCAAAUGAGUCAAUCAGAUGUUUUAAUUAUCGGAUGCAAAGGUCUCGGUGUUGAAAUUGCUAAAAACAUAUGUCUCGCUGGUGUCAAAAGCGUUACGCUAUAUGAUCCUCAACCUACUCAUAUCGAGGAUUUGUCUUCACAAUACUUUUUGACCGAAGAUGAUUUGGGCGUUUCUCGUGCUGAUGUCAGUGUGCCAAAAUUAGCUGAACUUAACCAAUAUGUUCCCGUGUCUUCGACUCCAGAGCUGUCGAUUCAAGAUUUGAAAAAAUACAAGUGUGUUGUUGUUACUGAAACUUCUCUCACAAAACAACUGGAAAUUAAUGACUUUACUCAUGAAAACAGAAUUGCAUUUAUCUCUACAGAUAGCCGCGGUCUUUUUGGUUCCGUGUUUUGCGACUUUGGACCAGAAUUUGUCUGCACUGAUGUGGAUGGAAACGAACCCUUAACUGGAAUGAUUGCAAAUAUUACUGACGAUGGCACUGUUACAAUGCUUGAAGAAACCCGCCACGGUUUAGAAGACGGUGAUUAUGUGAAGUUUACUGAAGUCAAGGGUGUGCCUGCUUUGAACAACGGCCAGCCCCGCAAAGUAGAAGUUAAGGGCCCUUACACCUUUUCUAUUGGAUCUAUUAAUGGUUUGGGCGGUUCCGCUGCGACUGGUGGUGUUUUCACUCAAGUCAAAAUGCCUCAAAAACUUACUUUCAAAUCUCUUCGUGAGUCUUUGAAGGAACCUGAAUAUGUAUUUCCUGAUUUUGGAAAAAUGCUGCGUCCUCCUCAAUAUCACGUUGCCUUCCAAGCACUUUCUUCGUUUGCUGAAACACACAACGGCGUUUUGCCUCGCCCCAGAAACAAUGCAGACGCUGGCGAAUUUCUUCAAAUUGCGAAGAAGAUCGGUGCUUCUUUUGAUUCGCAGUUAGAACUGGAUGAAAACCUUAUUAAAGAAGUUUCUUAUCAGGCCAGAGGCGAUCUUGUCGCCAUGUGCGCUUUCCUUGGUGGUAUAGUUGCUCAAGAAGUUUUGAAGUCUACUACUAGCAAAUUCUUCCCAUUUAAGCAAUUUUUCUACUUUGAUUCCCUUGAGAGUCUUCCAACCUCUGUGCAACUUAGUGAAGAAGCUUGUAAGCCUCGUGGCACUCGUUACGAUGGUCAAAUUGCAGUUUUUGGAAGUGAAUUUCAACAAAAAUUGAGCUCCUUAAAGCAAUUUUUGGUUGGUGCUGGUGCCAUUGGUUGUGAGAUGUUGAAGAAUUGGUCUAUGAUGGGUGUCUCCACUGGCGAAGAUGGUCAUAUUCACGUUACUGAUAUGGAUUCCAUUGAAAAAUCAAACUUGAACCGUCAGUUCCUUUUCAGAGCUCGCGAUGUUGGCAAGUUGAAGGCUGAAUCUGCUGCUAAUGCUGUUGCUGCCAUGAAUCCUUCUUUAACUGGCAAAAUUACCUCUUAUCAGGAACGUGUCGGACCGGAGAGCGAAGGCAUUUUCGGAGACGAAUUUUUUGAUAACCUUUCUAUAGUGACUAAUGCUCUGGAUAACGUCGAAGCUCGUUUGUACGUCGAUCGCCGCUGCGUGUUCUUUGAAAAGCCAUUGUUGGAGUCUGGUACUUUAGGUACAAAAGGUAAUACUCAAGUGGUUGUCCCUCACCUCACUGAAUCCUACGGUUCAUCCCAAGAUCCUCCCGAGAAGUCUUUCCCUAUCUGCACUCUCAAGAACUUUCCUAACCGCAUUGAGCAUACAAUUGCUUGGGCACGUGAUUUAUUCGAGGGGUUAUUUAAGCAACCUAUUGACAACGUGAACUUGUACCUCAGUUCCCCCAAUUUCUUGGAAACAACCUUGAAAACUAGCAGUAACCCUCGUGAAGUUUUAGAAAACAUUCGCGAUUACCUUGUUAGCGAAAAGCCUCUCUCCUUUGAGGAAUGUAUCAUUUGGGCUCGUGGCCAAUUUGAAAAGUUCUUUAAUCAUAACAUUCAGCAAUUACUUUACAACUUCCCCAAGGACGCUGUUACUUCGAAUGGACAACCUUUCUGGACUGGUCCAAAGCGUGCUCCUUCUCCUUUGGCAUUCGACAUUAACAAUCGUGCUCACUUUGAUUUCAUCGUCGCUGCUGCCAGCAUUUAUGCUUUCAAUUACGGUUUGAAGGAGGAAACUGAUCCUGCUCUUUAUGAACGGGUUCUUUCUAGCUUCAAGCCUGCUGAAUAUUCUCCCAAGAGCGGUGUGAAGAUUCAAGUUAAUGAGUCUGAUGAGGCACCAGAAGCAGCUGCUAAUUCCGAUAAGCAAGAGUUAAAAUCUAUUGCUGAUAGCUUACCUCCUCCAUCUUCUUUGGCUGGCUUUAGAUUGACACCUGCAGAUUUUGAAAAAGACGAUGACACCAACCAUCACAUUGAUUUUAUCACUGCAGCUUCCAACCUUCGAGCUUUGAAUUACGAAAUUACGACUGCUGAUCGUUUUAAGACAAAAUUUGUUGCUGGCAAGAUUGUUCCAGCUAUGUGUACUUCUACUGCUGUUGUUUCUGGUUUGGUUUGCUUAGAAUUGGUGAAGUUGGUAGAUGGUAAGAAAAAGUUUGAAGACUUUAAGAAUGGUUUCUUCAAUCUUGCUAUUGGACUUUUCACAUUCUCAGAUCCUAUUGGAUCUCCCAAGAUGAAGUUUAACGAAAAGGAGGUUGACAAAAUCUGGGACCGAUUUAAUCUUCCCAACUUUACCCUCCAAAACCUUAUAGACCACUUUUCUGAAAAGGAGGGCUUGGAAGUCACUAUGCUCUCUUCUGGUGUUUCUUUGCUUUACGCUAAUUUCCAACCACCCAAAAAACUUGCGGAGCGUCUACCUCUUAAGAUAUCUGAUUUGGUUGAGCAAAUUUCCAAGAAGAAGCUGGAGCCAUUUAGAAAACACUUAAUUUUAGAAGUGUGUUGCGAUGACAAAGACGGUGAAGAUGUUGAAGUUCCCUUCAUUACUGUCAAAGUAUAA